Molecule: messenger RNA, 3168 nt
Organism: Helobdella robusta
Lineage: Eukaryota; Metazoa; Annelida; Clitellata; Rhynchobdellida; Glossiphoniidae
Exons: 7
Coding region: 157-3168 (1003 amino acids)
Biological process (GO): regulation of transcription by RNA polymerase II
Cellular component (GO): nucleus
Molecular function (GO): transcription cis-regulatory region binding
Source: RefSeq, a predicted model, not a curated record
CUAUGCCUGCCUGCUGUCUUCUUGUUGUUCUCUUGUGAGUUUAAAUCAACUCGUCGAAAUAUUCAUUAGUGUCGGCCAUCUUAGUUUUUCUAUGAUUAAUUAUUUUCGUCUUGUUUCCAGUUGAAUUGAUCUCUAAUAAAGAUAAAUUUUCCAAAUAUGAGCAGUGUUGCUACAGAGUCAAAUUCAACACACGAGCAAGAACCCACCGUUGAAAUGAAGUUAAAAGAAAGUCACAGUCCCAAAAAUUCGGACACAAAGGAAAAUAUUAACUCCGAAGUUGUAAGACAGGAUUCAAAAAUUACUGAAAAUCAUUCCACACCAGGAGAAGAAACAAAAAUUAAUGGAGUUAACAACGAAACAAAAUGUAAAAAUCAAUUGAAAAAUUCUGAAAUUAACACCGAAAAUAUGGAUACUUCUAAAACAAAAGAUUUAAGUAAAGCUAAAACUUUCUCAUCACAUAAUGGCUUUAAGCAAGUCGAUGGAGAGAAAAAUGAAAUGGAAAUUGAUGAAACCCUGUCAUCAAAGCCUGAUAUUUCAAAAUCAGAUUGUGAGGUUAAAACUGAAAAUAGUGAUACAGCAAAAACUUCAGUUGACAAUUCAUCCAAUGAUCGAACUGAAUUAGAUGGGGUUAAACAAAAAAUUAAAGAUGAAAUCUUAACCCCCGAUGUUAAAUCAGAGAAUGUUGAUUUAAAAAUCAAUGAUAAUAAAAAAGAAGUAACCAGCGAAAAAGAAGAUGAUAGUGAAUCCGGUGAUGUGAUCAUCAUUGAAAGUGAUGAAAAUACAAAAGCUCCAAAUAUGUCAUCAACAUCUCCAUCUAAUUCUAAAUUUAAAUCUAACCAGUCAUACGAUCAGUCAUUUAGGCAACAGAACAAAACACAGAGUAUCACACCAAACAAAAAUGAUAUUAAUAAUUCCCCAUCAUCCUCAUCAGGACCCAAUAUUGGGGACACUUCUAUGACUGCAUUUGCUAGAUUACUGCACGAUUUAGGAGUUGAAUUAGUUCGACAACAUGUCUACAAAGACCUGGUUGAAAUACAACUAUCUAAAGAUGCCCAGAAUAAAUUGAAUGAAAGAGAGAAGGAACAGCUAUCCAAAUUGGAAGAAUUUUAUUCCAAACAGGAAAUUAGAAAUGCUCCAUACAGUCUGAAGCAGUAUGUCACCAGGUGCAAAUGUCGAGUGUUUGCGACAGAGUCAUUAAAUGUCAUGCGACUUCAUCAGGAAUAUGGAAGAAUGGAGAGUGGAUCAACCCAUGUCUGCUGCUGUUGUAGGGAGUUCAAAUCUCGCUGGCCAUCUCAUUACAUCUCUCACAUGAAAACUGAUCACGAUAUGAUUGGCAGAUUGAGGAAAAAGAUGUCUCCCUAUAGAUGCUCCUUUUGCUCAUAUGAAGCGAAAAAUCAAUUGAAGAUCGACUCGCACAUGUUGACAUGUUCAAAAAGGUUUGUCUUGGCCUGCAACCUGCAGCCACUUCCUGCUGAUACUGACAUCCCAUUGAAGAGGAGAUUCAUCCAGCCAUCAACUUAUGCUGCCAGUACACAACGCUACUCCAGCUAUCUCAACAACAACAACAACUAUUCCAAUUAUCACCAGCAGAAUAAUUAUUAUUCUCAACAGCAGCAGCAGCAACAAGCUGGAGGAGGAGUUUAUGGUGCUGCUGGAACAAUUGGAAGAGGAAUGGUGUCGUCUGCAUCAUCCAUGUACUCCAACCAAGUGUCAGGCACAGUGAGCGGAGGAACGGUACUGUCACAGCAGCAGCAACAGAUGGUGAAAGAUGGACGAGGUGUAAUGAAAAUGACAUCAGCUGCGAAUGCAGGCCAGAUGGAGACGUGCGAAAUCUGUAGUGCCAGCGUGGGUAGUCGGGCAUCAUUACUCAACCAUCUGCAGGUAAUGCACAAAGUAAAGUUGAACACGGCCAGAGGAUCUACAGAGCCAACCAUGUCCUGUGACAGGUGCCCUUCAAGAUUCUGGACAUAUCAGGGACUGGCCAAACAUGCUACAAUUGUUCACAGGAUCAAUACAGGAAUGACCUCAUCAACUCCAGGAAAUCAAGGUCGCACCCCACCUAUUUGCCACAUCUGUGGGGAGAGUCAGACCAUCAAUCCACUGAAUCAUAUGAGCACAAGACACAACAUCACAUUGUUGGAUAUGUACCAGGUGAAACAGUGCUACAUUUGCAACAAAGCUUUGAAAAACGGCCCAAACUUCCAGGAACACAUGGUGUUGUACCAUCGAGACAUAUUUGCCAACAAGGAUGUUUUGCAUACUGUUUUACAGGCUCUCUCGGCCGCUCGCCAUCUCAAGAGAGAAGAAUCAUCAUCUGUACAACAUCAUCAGCAGCAGCAGCAGAAUCAACAGUCAUCGGCUUCCACCUCCUUCUCCUCCUCCUCCUCAUCAUCAUCUACGAAUGCCAAUUAUAAUAAUAAGUACAAAAAGUUAACAGGCAACCAGCCACAACCACAGCAGCAGCAGCAGCAACGUCAUGGCAACAUGACAGCCCCUAAGAGGAGAGUGUCGCAGUCAACGAGUCACGUCGUCAAUACAAUCCCUAGCAAGCCUGUUGAAAAGAAGACAACGGAGCAAGAACGUCUGGAGAUGGAGAAACUUUAUGAAAAUUUUGCUGGCAUUGGAAGACCAAUUUUGAGAUCUAUGAAACAGAGAUUGUCAUCAUCUGGAAACUCGAGUGCUUCUAAUGCUGCUGCUGCUGCUUCUGCUGCUACUGCUUCUCCAAGUGCAUCUGCUAAUGUUGCCAGUAGUUCUUCACCACUUAACACUAGCUCCACAAAUAAUAACUGUAGUACUACAAGCGAUGUUGUUGCAACUAAUAAUGUUAGUAACUGCACUGGCAACGGUAACAGUGGCAAUGCAGGCAGAGGUGGUGUUGUCAGUAAUGUUAGUUUUCAGCCACUAACAGCGACAUCAUCAUCAUCAUCAACUUCGGGUAUCAACUCCACGGAACAAAACAAUCAGCUACAAUCUUCAUCACUAACUGUUGUCAACAAUUGCAGCAAAAACUUUGUAAAUAACAACAACAAUAACAACAUUAGUUAUCACAACAACAACAACAAUAAUAAUAAUAAUAUGCUUAAUGACAGAUCCACCAGUGAACCAGAGGCAAAAAAAAUAAAAUUGGAUAAUUCAGCAGGGGUAGCAAUAACCACCAAUUCAAGUUGA